Messenger RNA from Punctularia strigosozonata HHB-11173 SS5, 2280 nucleotides. RefSeq lists its product as uncharacterized. The transcript has 11 exons. Bases 1 to 2280 code for a protein of 759 amino acids. Gene Ontology annotation, molecular function: GTP binding; GTPase activity; microtubule binding. The record is from RefSeq and is a predicted model, not a curated record. Gene Ontology annotation, cellular component: membrane; cytoplasm; microtubule. Lineage: Eukaryota; Fungi; Basidiomycota; Agaricomycetes; Corticiales; Punctulariaceae.
AUGGACUCGGCGCCUAUGAGCGACAUUGAGACUGCCAGUUCGGCGUCUUCGGACACCGCAGGUGUCGGGCUAUCCGACCCUCAGGACGCCUCUUCGCAACGCCGGCGCCGUAUGCUUGACUUAGUCAAUAGGCUGCACAGUACUGGCGUACAGACGGAGAUUGACCUCCCUAUGAUUGCCGUCAUUGGCAAUCAGAGCGCGGGCAAAUCCUCUCUCAUCGAGUCGAUCUCCGGUAUCACCUUGCCGCGGGCCAGUGGUACAUGCACAAGAUGCCCCACAGAGUGCCGGCUUGCAUACUCCACGCAACCAUGGCAAUGCAGCAUCACGCUACGCUUCAUGAACAAUGAGCGGGGUGAACCCUUGGGCCAAGUCAAGAACGUACCCUUCGGCCCGACCAUCUUUAAUAAGGCGGAAGUUGAAGAACGACUCCGGCGAGCCCAGCGUGCCAUUCUCAACCCCGCCAAAGAAGCUCGGAUCUAUCUCGACGGGGCGGACGAAGAUGCAGACGACUCGCAAGUGUCCUUUUCCAAGAACAGUAUUUGCCUGCAGAUCAGUGGCAAGGACCUCGCCGACCUCUCAUUUGUCGACUUGCCUGGCCUCAUCGUGAGCGUCCGGGCUACCGGCAGUGAUUCCGACAUCAAGUUGGUCGAGAAUCUGGUCGAGAGCUACAUCAAGUCGCCGAGCUGCUUGAUAUUGUUGACAGUAACUUGCGAGACCGACUUUGAAAAUCAAGGAGCGUAUUCCAUGGCGAAGCUUCACGACCCUGAAGGCAAACGAACGAUCGGUGUCCUUACGAAACCCGACAAGAUCGACUCCGGUGACGAGGAUCACUGGCUUUCAUUCAUCAGGAACGACAGCGAGCCGUUAGUCAACGGCUGGUACGCUGUCAAACAGCCCAACACAGAAUCUUUAAAGGCGGGAAUCUCUUGGAAGGAGGCUCGCGUGAAAGAAGACUUGUUCUUCUCCACCCAGUACCCUUGGUCGGAUCUCGAGGCCGAAUAUCAGAAACAUCUGCGGACCAGCAAUUUGGUGCCACAAUUGAGUACGACACUAUCUGACCUCAUCGCCAAAAGUCUUCCAAAGAUUCGCGAAGAGCUGCAGAAGGGAUUGCAGAAAACUGACGCCUCCCUGUUGGCACUGCCAUUGCCUCCCUCCAGCGAGCCGGUCGCAGAGAUCUACACUCUGCUCAGCACGUUUUCUGGUGACAUCGCGCAUGAAAUCGCAGGGACUCCCGACGAGUAUGGUCUCAUCCAGGCGAUCCGUCCUCUGCACGAAAAGUUCCGCCGAGACAUACGUGCAACGGUCCCUCGUUUCGUUCCAUACUCCAAGAAGGAAGCAGCCUCAAGGGAGAGGUCUCUGCAAGACCCUGCUUUCCUUGAGGCCGAAGAAGGUCGCGUGGAGGUUCCUCCAAACGAUGGCACCGAGAUCUUCAUCGAUGACGUUAUGCGGCGCGCUUCGCAAGCAGUUUCGCGUGAAUUCCCCGACCACUGCCCGUUCGUAGUAACUCACCACUACGUCCGCGGGUUCACUAGCAAGUGGCAACAACCGGUCGAUGAAUUCCUGGAGGAAGUGGAUACCAUCAUAACGGAACACGCAAAAGCCAUCGUAAAACGCCAUUUCUCGCAAUAUCAAUACGGCGGCCUACAAAGCGUAGUGAACACUAUCGUCUGCGAGCACAUUCAGAAGUGCCUCGAGGAGACACGCCAAAAGCUCAUGUGGCUUCUGGAGCUUGAGGACCCGCCGCUAACCCUGAAUAAUCACUACUAUACGGAUUACAAGGACAAGUUCCUGACUUACUAUCGGAGCAUCGCGAACAAGAAGAAUUCAGCGCUGGCAGAUCAACUCCAAAAAUGGACGGCCCCGAAAACUGGAUUCGUGACCGAUACUUUCCAGGAUGGCGUCGCUCAAAUGCUCGGCGCCGCACCAAAGAUUGGUUUCGAUGGCUUGAAGGCGACGGACUUGGUUCGCCUGCUGCCGAUUAAUGCCGAGGAGCGAGCCUUCAAGAUCAUGGCCGAGGUCAGGGCUUACUACCAAGUCGCAUAUAAACGAUUCAUCGAUAUUGUCCCACUGGCGGUCGACCACGGCCUCGUACGUGGGCUGGAACGGGGAUUGCAAAAGGUACUUUUCGACGGCCUUGGAGUGGGCGGUCCGGAAGGGUUCAAGAACUGCAAGAUGCUGCUGCAGGAGCCACCACUGACGGCCACGCGUCGCGAGGAGUUGUCUAAAAGGCGCGAGAGACUUCUGCUAGCGAAGAAGGAGCUGAUCGAGCUUCGAUUGUGA